This is a messenger RNA of Aureobasidium musti, 1827 nucleotides long. Lineage: Eukaryota; Fungi; Ascomycota; Dothideomycetes; Dothideales; Saccotheciaceae. The record is from the annotation of a GenBank genome assembly.
AUGAAUCCUGGAUUCGAACUUUCUUCGGUUACGGCAAAAGAUGCAAAUAUUGACAAGAAAGGCGCAUUAGAGCCAGAAAUCAUUGCCGUGCAUACACCGGAUGGCGCCAGCGAUGACUACAACAAGUCUGACGACCCGGAACAUAUCAUAGUCUCGGGAGCAGAUGCAGCCAUACAUCUACUCCCUCUACGAGACGAUGGUGAUCCGUCAGUGACAUUCCGUGGCAUCUUCCUAGCGUCAUGUCUAUCGGCUUUCCAAGCCGUGAUGAACCAAAUCUAUACAUUCAAACCAACCUCAAUCACCAUCCAAGGCACUUUCAUCGUCCUCAUCGCUUACUUCAUUGGUAAUGCCUGGGCAAAUCUUCUUCCCCGAGGAGAUCGUCAUCUGGCACAAUGGAGAUCGAAGAAUGGCAAUGGCAAGCCACCAGCCUGGAUUUCAUUCCUCGUCUUCGUCAAUUCUGGGCCAUUUGGGCUUAAGGAGCAUGCAAUUUCGUUUAUUACCGCUACUUCGGCCUCCAAUGCUGCUGCGGUGUCGAUGGUCUUCGCAGCGCAGGAAUUGUUCUACGAUCUGCCUAUCAGUCCUGCAACCGUUAUCUUGAUCAUGGUCUCUAUCGGCUUGUUCGGCUAUGGUUUGUGUGGCCUGCUACGACCUAUCGCUGUCUGGCACGUCGAAGCUGUUUAUUGGAGCACUCUACCGACUGUUAAAACACUCCAAGGCUUGCACUGGCAGGAAGUGAAGAACUCGAAGCCCCUGCGCUACUUUUGGUAUGCUUUCGUUGGCAUGUUCUGCUACGAGUUUCUGCCUGCGUACAUCUUCCCUUGGUUAAACUCGGUCUCUGUACCUUGCUUGGCUUCCAUGAAGGCUACCGGUGAAAAAGCUGCAGUGCUCACAAAUUCAUUUGGCGGUGCGACCAACAAUGAAGGGCUGGGGAUGUUAUCCCUAUCGUUCGAUUGGCAAUAUAUCACGUCUUCCCAAACCUCACUGCCACUAAUACUCCAGGCUCACAUGGCUAUUGGUUUGUUUUUGUGCAUGAUGGUCAUGUUAGCAAUCUACUACACCAACACAUGGGGAGCUAAGUCACAACCUUUCAUGUCUACACAACUCAGGUCACAGAGUGGCAAGAAGUAUCCCAUCUCCAAGGUCUUCGUCGGUGGGAUAUUGGACGAGGACGCUCUGCAGAAGUAUGGCAUUCCUCGUCUAACUGGAGAUUUCGCAUACGCCAUGUUCAUGGCAAACGCUGCUGCAAUAUGGGCAUAUGUCGUCUCGUUGAUAAGCGGAAUCAUCAUUGCACCAUUCGUAAGUGAUUACGACCAGAGAGGAAGAAACAGACUGACGUCGUCGGUUUCCAGANGUGCCCUGAUCUGCUCUCGCUUUGGCAACGGCAUUGCCACCAAUAACUUGUCCAAGAUGAUUGCCGGUCUGGCGCUCCCUGGCCGUCCCGUCGGCAAUAUGUAUUUCGCUGCCUGGUCCCAUAACGUGAUCAGUAACACUGUCAACCUUUGUAACGAUUUGAAGAUGGGUGAAUAUCUCUUCCAAUACNAGUUUGUCCCAAAGAUACGCAAGUUCUCGACCUACGAUAUCAAUAUGCCUCAAUUACUCGUCUACGCUGGUUACAUCCCAUACAAUCAAUCCCAGACGUGCGUCAUCCUGAGUCAACUGAUCGCUGGAUUCUACACUCAGUUCUAUUUGCGCAACUACAAGCCUCGCAUUUUCAAGGACUACUCGUACUUAGUUACUGGUGCUAUGGACGGUGCUAGCCUUCUGGCGCUGUUCAUUCUGUCCUUCGCAGUGUUUGGAGCUGCUGGAAGCCCAAAGCCUUUCCCGUGA